AUGCUCAGCUUCGAAUCGCUUCCCGUUGAACUCAUUGCCGAGAUACUAGGCGAGCUCGACCUUCAAUACCUCAUAAUAAUGUCACAUCUAUCAAAGAGGUUUUACCUUGUUGCUUCAGAUUCCUCUUUGAAUCCAUGGAGGAGGCCAAUACUUACUAAUUUACGAUCAAAUACUUACGAGCAAGCCCUCAAGCAUCUGAGUGUUCGUUUAACUGUUCCUCGGCAGAAUUGGAUUGAGGUGCUCAGCCUUGCCCGACCUUCCUUCAUCUUGUUUGAAGCGACCUUGCCUAAUCUGACGUCAAGUGAAUGGGAGGAGUGCUUUAGCAGGCGUUUUCUUCCGGGGUGGAGGAGAUGGAAGAAAGACAGUUCAUGGAAAGAGGCGUUUCUCAAGUUCGUCCGCCAUUUCUCAUCGCUGUCUGCUCUUCUCAUUCUCUGCCUCAGACUGUUACAUAGAGUGUGGCAUCGCAGUGUCUCCUCCUGUACUACUGAUGAAUCUUGGACCAAGUAUAUCGUGCUUAAUCGCAAUGGCUCUGCCAAUGAACUUGAGGUGUCAUCUCGAAACUUCAAUCCUGUUACGCUUUUCAACGAAAUGAAGUUGCAAAGUAACUUGGCCCACCUCGAGACACGUAUCAGGCUCGUCGUUGAACUUGCGGAUGUGAGAAUCCUUGCCUUUGGUACCUUGGGUAGACCUCGAAGUACUCUUACGGUUAACCCCAAUGCCCAUAUCCUUUUGCACCCUCCGGGCAUCGAAUCGGGCGGUGGUGGGCCUGCUCCAAAAAUCGACCGUCGUAUUGAAGAUCAUGGAGUCUACCCUAUUGGGGCAACAUCCACAACAUCUCAAUUGUCACAUGAGUAUCUGACAGCACCUUCGACAUAUACGCGUAUGAUGCACCCGCUCCCUGCGCUAACGCACUCAAAGUACCCUUUUUAUACGCCCGGUGGAGGUGACAGGCGUUGGAAGAACUUGGGAGAAGCGGACAGUGAAGGUCUUGAAUGGGUGGGCGGCUUAAUGGUUAUUGCCCAGAUUAUUGGAGCUUCAUCUCACACGGAUAGUACAGCGCCCGUCCGUCAGCAGUAUGCUUCCUUUUCCUGGUGCGAUCUCUGGGCGAUUGCGCCUUGGUUAGAGGAGAGGAUCACAAAAAGAAUAGAUGGAGCUGGAUUGGGUCACUGA
Laccaria bicolor S238N-H82 is the source of this 1170-nucleotide messenger RNA. RefSeq lists its product as uncharacterized. Gene Ontology annotation, molecular function: protein binding. The record is from RefSeq and is a predicted model, not a curated record. Bases 1 to 1170 code for a protein of 389 amino acids. The transcript is spliced from 6 exons. NCBI's taxonomy places the organism in Eukaryota, Fungi, Basidiomycota, Agaricomycetes, Agaricales, Hydnangiaceae.